CUGACUAUCAUUCUCGACUCCAGUGAGUUAGUCAGUUAGUUGAGUGAGACAGUGACUUACCAUGGCUUACUUGCGAGCUUUCCUGUUGUCUUCUGUCGCUCUGCUUGUACUCUUCGUUAGAUCAGGAGAGAGCAUCAGAUGCUGGGUGUGUUCUUCAGACGUGGACCGUCGAUGUGGAGACCCCUUCAACAUGACCCAUCUGGCAGUGAUAGACUGUGACAGGGAGAGAGCCCAGAGCCCCUACCUGCAGUCCAUCGCCAUGUGCAAGAAGACAAAACAGAGAGUAAACAAUGAACUGAUCACGGUUCGCUCUUGUACCUGGGAGACGGACGACUAUGGCAGUGGACCUUGCUCAGAAAAUUCCGUCAGCUCAUACGCUAAGGUCGAAUACUGCAGCACCUGUAACACAGACUCUUGUAACUCCGCAGAUUCUCUAUCAAUCUCUGCAGCAAUGCACGGUCUUCUUCCUCUCUUCGCAGCAAUCUCCGUCAGUAGAUAUCUGACUGCUGACAACUGAAGAUCAUUGUUACCAUCUUUAGAUACUGUAUAAGAACUGGAUUGCUUUCAACUGAGAGUAUCUGUGGAAUACUGAUGAUCCAUGUUAAAGUUCCAAUGUGAGGUUUUGCACCCUUUUCUAUUCAAAAAUAAUUUUAUUAAUAACGUAAAACUUCAAGGGACUGUCAAAACAAAUUUUGAUUAUUUAUUUUUUAAUAUUCCAAUCAUAGAUCAUAUUUCUGUUUCCAACAUCUCAAUUUAUUUUCUAAUGUUUUAUUAAUUUUUUUUCAAUGCAAUGUUUUACCAUGAUGGUGUUCAUUCUUACUGUUACUGUCUUUUAACACCGGACCUACCAGUUGAUGGUUUCAAUAUUUUUAUUUGAUAAAUAACAUUUUGGGAGCAAUCCAGUUACAAUAAAACUUUAAUGGAACAAACCACCCAAAAAUAACUGCAAUAUAUCACAGAGAUUGUAAUAAUUUAGGCGUUAAAUUUAAUAUAUAACUCUUUUUUCAUGUUUUGGAUGAAAUUAAAUUAACUUUUUGAUAUACAAUUAUUUAAGUAAAUAUUAAGGCUACGGCCACACAGGCGUUUUUUCACACAAGAACGCAGCGUGAAAAAACGCAAGUAAUAUGAGCAGCAUUAAAUGAAAUGAGGUAUGCCACACGCAAUGUGUUUUCCCGCAGUAGCGGGCGCCCAUUUGUUUCAAUGCUACUUUAAUUUUUCGCGUGUUUUCACGCUGCGUUUGUGCGUGAAAAAACGCUCGUGUGGCCGCAGCCUUAUAGAUGGCCCAGCGUUUGCAAUGAACCUAUAUAAAGAAAGUGUAUACUGUAGAAAAAAAAUUUAAAAAUACACUUUAAUUACUUCAAUUGAUAAAAGAAUGUACCAAAAGAUUUUUUUCAAGCAAGAUUUGGUUUAAUUCAUGCUUCUUUUAUAAUUAUUUACUUUACAUAACAUUAUUUAUUGUGAUGAUAUUUUACGACAUGCAGUAGAUGUUAAAUAUUAAAUUUACAAGAGUUUAUGAAGUAAAAAUUUUGUAUCCAUUCCCCCCCAGGUAACGGAAAGAUUUUGAUGGUGACAUUCAAGUUUGAGUUUAAGAUUUUUAGUUUGCAUAAUAGUAUACAUUUAAGGGACAGGUAUCCGGUUAAAUAUUAAGUUACAUUUUAUCUGUAAAUGUUUGUUACACAUGUAAAUACAAUGUACAUUUGUAUGAAAAUUGACACUGAAACAUCUGCUUUCACUACCAAAUACAUUUUAAUAGUAAAAAAAGAAUUUACUUGUAAUGCGUUUUCAUAAAGCUUUAUAUUAAAUAAGCGAUUAUGCUAUUUUUUUUUUUAUUUUCAAACAAUAUGUAAGAUAGCUUAAGUUAGUUGAUUUAGAAUUCUACCAUAUAAUAUGUAUGAUUUAUCAUCAAAGAAACACAUUUACAGUUAAAUAGAAGAGUAUAAGUUAAAAUAAUGUAUUUAUCAUCAACUUGAUUCAACUCAAAGAUGAUUUAUAUUAAUAUUUGUUUUUUGUCUAAUGAUAACAUAUUUUUUAACCAAAUAUGAGUUUUGAGCUUUGUAAAUAAAUUAAGCUUAUAACAUUCAAAUUGUAAUUUUGACAAAACCUUAUAUCAGUAUUCCGUCCUUUGUAUAUAUGUUAGUGAUAAGUAUAAAUGCAUUUUGGUAUUAUUUAUUUCUUUAUAUCAUGUUUGGAGGAUAAACUUAUGCAAAAUGAAAUUAUGGUUUGUAAAUUUGUAAUAAAGUUGUCUUUUCUUUUGUGCUAAUAAUAUUCAUCUACAUUAAAUGUACUAUAGUUCCACUAAAUAGAAUUGAUACUUUAAUGUGCAAG
Molecule: messenger RNA, 2325 nt
Organism: Macrosteles quadrilineatus (aster leafhopper)
Lineage: Eukaryota; Metazoa; Arthropoda; Insecta; Hemiptera; Cicadellidae
Exons: 4
Coding region: 62-517 (151 amino acids)
Biological process (GO): positive regulation of voltage-gated potassium channel activity; regulation of synaptic transmission, cholinergic; sleep
Source: RefSeq, a predicted model, not a curated record